This is a messenger RNA of Striga asiatica, 459 nucleotides long. The record is from the annotation of a GenBank genome assembly. Lineage: Eukaryota; Viridiplantae; Streptophyta; Magnoliopsida; Lamiales; Orobanchaceae.
AUGGCUCCAAUUUUGGUGUUCACCAACGGCGGUGCGAGGGACAAAGACAAUAAAGCGGUGCAAGAGAUGAGGAGACUGAAGGAUGACAUUGGGAGUGGUGAGGUAAAUGGCGCCGAAGAGGGCAGCUUGGUGAUGGGGUAUAUGGGGCGGCACUCGGAGAAUACCCACCACUCGAUAUUGUCCAUGUCGUCGGAAGAGACAGUUACGGGGUCUUGCAUGAUGUCCAGGAACACGAAGCACGAGGACAGUCUGCGGCUUGGUUCCAUCUGCGACUUCAGGGGAGGCAACAAAACCCCAACCAGAGUCUUGUCCGGAUUGGAAUUAGGGUUUGAGAAUUGGGAUUCCUGUUACGGGCCUUGGUCUCGGCCGAGUAGACAGCGAGAAGUACGGCAAGGGUAUUUGGAACAGCUUCAAGGGAGGACGCGUCUCGCAUUAGCUUUGGCUGGCCCAACUAUUUGA